AUGAAACUAAAGCAACAUUGGAAAAAUCCACCACCCAUCACUCACUGGACCCCAUCCAACACCAAUCACUGCUCCUGGCCUGAAAUCACCUGCACUCGCAAUUCCAUCACCCGACUUUACCUCAACAACACCAGCAUCUCCCAAACAGUCCCAUCCUUCAUUUGUGACCUUAAAAAUCUAACCCUGCUGGACCUGAAUUACAACGAUAUUUCGGGAGAAUUUCCAAGAGUUCUCUACAGCUGUUCUAAGCUUGAGUAUCUAGACCUCUCUAAGAACUACUUUGUUGGUCCCAUACCUGAUGAUAUUGACAGCUUGUCUCAGCUCCGUCACCUCAGUCUAGGCUCCAAUAACUUUUCACUCGACAUUCCUGCAAGUGUUGGGAACUUAACGGAGCUUCGGGUGCUUCAGCUUUAUCGGAAUCAGUUCAAUGGUUCUUUCCCACCUGAAAUUGGCAGUCUGCACAACCUUGAAAUAUUAGAAUUGGCAUAUAAUACAAAAUUUGUGCCAUCAAAGUUGCCUUCAAAUUUCUCGCAACUGAGAAACCUGAAGACUUUGUGGAUGACUGAAUCAAAUUUGAUUGGUGAAAUUCCUGAAUCUAUUGGCAAUAUGACUGCUCUUGAGUGGCUUGAUAUAUCACAAAAUCGUUUGAGCGGGAAAAUUCCCAGCGGUGUUUUCAUGCUGAAGAAUUUAAGAAUUUUAUAUCUUUACAGAAACAUGUUGUCGGGGCAGAUUCCACAGUUUGUUAAUGAUUCAUUUACACAAUGGUUUUACUGGGAAAAUUCCUGUGGGUUAUGGACGGCAUCAAAUUUAUCGCAUGUGCAGAUAGGUGAUAAUAAGUUUACAGGUGAGCUUCCUGAUAAAAUGUCAAGGAACUCUCCCUUCUUGAGAUCAGCACAUAUGUUUUCUGGUAAAAUUCCGGCUGGAGUGAGAGCUUACGGCAAGAGAGAAAAUCGACUGAAUACUACAUCGGAUAUGAAGAUGACUAAAUUCCAGGAUUUGAAUUUCACAGAAAAUGAUAUUCUGACUAAAGUGAAGAAGAAAACUGAUUGGAAGUGGUGGUUCUGGAGAAGUGUACCGUGUUCCUGUAAUAGUUCGGGUGAUGUUGUUGCCCCUGGAUCUUUGGCUACAUCAAAGAAUCAGUCAUCAAUUCCUUCUGCUCUGCCUCAGUGCAUCAUCCUUCCUGGACUGCCCAAGGAUACAGAUUGCAGUGGGGGCGCCCAGGACUUGCUACAUGCAUCAUUACUGCUCCCCGCCCAUCGUCCUCGAGAUGUGAAAUCAAGCAAUAUCCUGCUGGAUUCGGAGUUCAAUUCAAAAAUAGAGAUUUGGUCUAGCUAA
Messenger RNA from Pistacia vera, 1335 nucleotides. Its product is annotated as receptor-like protein 52. NCBI's taxonomy places the organism in Eukaryota, Viridiplantae, Streptophyta, Magnoliopsida, Sapindales, Anacardiaceae. The transcript has 4 exons. Gene Ontology annotation, molecular function: protein binding. Bases 1 to 1335 code for a protein of 444 amino acids. The record is from RefSeq and is a predicted model, not a curated record.